CGCAUCGCACAAGAGGAUCCAAUGCCCCGGUCGUGCCGAACAUGUCCCCGCGCGGCACCAACGACUGAUUCCCCGACCUUCCACCCCGGCGCUUCCUCGUUAUGCUUUGUCAUAUUACUGCUGUGGGUCGGGGGUGCGUGCGCCUUUUCAGCAGCGGCGGCGGCCGGGCCUGCUGGUCCCACCACCGAGUUUUUCCAAUAUACACUCGUCGAGAGCACCGACCAGCUGGAACAACAGCAACAACGACAACCACACCACCACGGCAAUGAAUGGUUCGAACCCGUACCCCCUCCCCACCUGUUCCGCAUCCCCGCGCCGGGAGGAGACGUCUGCCUGGUCGUCGACGAAAACAAAUCCUACUAUGCGAUGAGAGACUGCUUUCCUCCUUUCGGCGUACCCGUGUCGCAAACAGGGGUGGUGGAUUCGCAGGUGGACGCCAUCGGCGACAGCUUGUUCGGGACGCGGUUCAACCUCGAAGACGGUACCGUCCGAGGGCCGUGGUGCCCCGGAGGUGGUACGGCGGGGCCUCUCCUCCUCUGGCUCGCGCGCCACCGGCGACAUCGUCUCUUCACUCUCCGCAUCGGCGUAGCCCGGAGCAUAAACCACCUGACACACCAUCUGUUUUUGUUCUCGAAACAAAGGAGAGCAAGAGGUAGUUGGGCGACGUCCUUUCGACCGCCAUCAUCGCCAAAUUUCAUCGAAAAGACGACGACGACGACGCUGGAAGUGCUUACGGUCACGGAGCAACUCGACGGGAGCUUGACGGUGGCAUUGCCUCGCUGUUCGUCGGCCCUCGCCCCCGGGGGAAACGGAAAUUCGGCUGCCAACGGGAGACCAUCUCCCAUGCACAACGCGUCUACGUUCGCUGCCAAAUGCGACCUGGAGGGUUAUGACUUUUGAUUAGUGUACACACGACGGACACAUGAAAGAAACGUUCAGCGGGACGAAAGUUUAUAAGGACGGUUCAGGACCGUAAAGUAGGAGAGUACGAGCGGCGGCGACGUGGAAGUAGCAAAGGUUAGGUUCUCGCUGAGCGACAGCAAGUGUUGCACAGGAUGUGGGGGCAUUGACCCAGGAAGGAGCUCGUGGACAGAGCAACAGAAGGCGAUCAAAGGACCAAUGGCGCAACCGACUGCUCACAAC
Messenger RNA from Ectocarpus sp. CCAP 1310/34, 1143 nucleotides. NCBI's taxonomy places the organism in Eukaryota, Phaeophyceae, Ectocarpales, Ectocarpaceae. The record is from the annotation of a GenBank genome assembly.